Penicillium atrosanguineum is the source of this 1380-nucleotide messenger RNA. RefSeq lists its product as uncharacterized. Gene Ontology annotation, biological process: amino acid transmembrane transport. The record is from RefSeq and is a predicted model, not a curated record. The transcript has 3 exons. Gene Ontology annotation, cellular component: vacuolar membrane. NCBI's taxonomy places the organism in Eukaryota, Fungi, Ascomycota, Eurotiomycetes, Eurotiales, Aspergillaceae. Bases 1 to 1380 code for a protein of 459 amino acids. Gene Ontology annotation, molecular function: amino acid transmembrane transporter activity.
AUGGGAGACAGCGACAUCAUACCGGUUGAAGAAUCGGGUGAAAUUAGCGUCGAAAAAGUCACUAAGGAUGAAUUCGAGGUUUUUCAAAGGGGCGAAGGACAUGUUGACUUUCGUACCGUUGGAUGGCUAAAGGCUGCUAUCAUCUUCACUAAAAUUCUCUUUGCAACCGGUGUGCUGGCCAUCCCAUCCACAAUGUAUGUUGUCGGAGCCGUGCCUGGUGCAAUCCUUGUGGUAUUGUUCUGCGUUCUGAACACCUAUGCUGGAUAUAUUCUUGGGAACUUCAGAAAUGCCCAUGGCGGCUGUCAUUCCGUGGCUGACAUGGCAGGAAUUGUUGGCGGGCCUAUCUUGAAAGAACUGUGUGGUGGGCUUUUUGUAUUGACCUGGGUUAUUUGCUCUGCUUCUGGCAUCGUCGGUGCAUCAACAGGACUAAAUGCGCUUUCCAAUCAUUCACUCUGCACCAACUGGUUCUCUUUUAUUGUCAUGCUUAUUGUGGCUAUCUUUGCCAGCGCUCGAAAAUUUGAGACCAUUGGCUGGCUGACUUGGGCUGGGUUCUUAAGCAUUUUUGUCGCUAUUUUCAUUGUUGUCGUAAGUGUUGGUGUCAUUUCUAGGCCAGCCGCCGCUCCUCAAUCAGGGCCGUUUGAUCUCGGGUUUCAUGUCGUUGCCAGCCCAGCCUUUGCACCUGCAAUCACUGCAGUGCAAACGAUGUUCACCUCCAGUGCAGGAACAUCCGCUUUUCUGCCAGUCAUAUCAGAAAUGCGUCGCCCAAAAGACUACAACAAGGCACUCUAUCUAUCUAUGGGCAUCGUCGUGGUAACGUACUUGACCUUCAGCAUUAUUAUCUAUUACUACUGUGGGAAAUGGGUUGCAUCCCCGUCGCUCGGUAGCGCCGGUCCACUUAUCAAGAAAGUUGCGUACGGGGUUGGGUUCAUAGGACUGAUUGUCACAGCUUGCCUGUGGAUUCAUGUUUCAGCAAAAUACGUCUUCGUUCGGGUUCUCCGGAACAGUCCUCACCUUCAAAGCAACACCUUUGUACAUUUCGGUACCUGGCUUUCCUGCACAUUUGGACUCAGCAUAGUGAGUUUCGUCAUUGCGGCGGGCGUCCCAAUCUUCAACUACAUCCUCAGUCUGGCUGGUAGCAUCGGGUUUGCACCACUCGCGCUCAUACUGCCAGCUUACCUAUGGAUGUACGAUCAUAAAGACUAUCGGUCUGGAACGCUUUUUAAGCAAACAGUAUACUGGCUACAUUGCCUUAUGCUAUUUGCUGGUGGUUUUAUGACUGUCGGAGGAUUUUAUGGGGUAAUUCAAUCCAUCUUGGACGCCUACAAGAAUGGUGAAAUUGGCUCGGCUUUCUCGUGCGAGGACAACAGUACGAUUAAAUAG